AUGAGGUUCAUAAAUAAAAAAGCUUAAGAAUUGAGUCUAUAUACGUAAGAUGAAUUAAAGCAGUCUAAGAUCAACAUUCUUAUGCCCUAAAUAAUUGCUGAAAAUCAUCAUAAAUUUGUAAAACAUUUCAUGGAAACUGGGAAAUCAUCGAUAAUUUCUAAACCAAAGCCAUUGCUAAUGAAAUAAAAAGAUGGGCAUAUAGUUCAUAUAAAGGCUUAAGUUCUAUUAAACAGUAAUAACUUUACAUAACUAUCGAUAACUUUUUUCCCAUAUGAGGAUCAUAAACCAUUUGAAACUGAAGAUGAUGUCCUUAGAAAGCAAGAAUAUGGAAUCUUAACUAUAGAUUAAAAUUUGAAAGUGAUGGAGAUAUCUUAGAGUUGCUAUCAUAUAUGUGGAUUAAAUUAAAAAACUUUUAGGAAAAUUGUCGAAGAUUCCAUAAAUUUCAUCUAUCUGCAGGACCUAUUUCACUUUGAAGGGGAUAGUUUUUUCUUUUAAAAUGAGUUUCUUAAUGGCAAACUCUUUGAAAAAGUAACAAGAAAAUAUGAUGAUUAAAUUUAAGAUGAUAACGAUGAAGAGGAUUUUAAAAUAUUAAAAAAGCAUUAAAGCUCAAAUCUAAAGUUAUAAAUUUAAGUUUAAUUACUACAAAGUGCUAAUCUCUCUACUUAUAAUGAUAUGGACUCAUCAGAGCUAAACUUUUCACUAAUUUGUGAAGUUGAAUCCUUGCUAGAUGGAGAGGUGAAAUUUCCGAUAGUUUAUAUCAAGAGAAACCAAAAUAAUGAGAUGAGAAGUAGACAGAUAGAGAGGGAAAAACUAUUAUGA
Messenger RNA from Stylonychia lemnae, 819 nucleotides. The record is from the annotation of a GenBank genome assembly. NCBI's taxonomy places the organism in Eukaryota, Ciliophora, Spirotrichea, Sporadotrichida, Oxytrichidae.